Cetraspora pellucida is the source of this 567-nucleotide messenger RNA. The record is from the annotation of a GenBank genome assembly. NCBI's taxonomy places the organism in Eukaryota, Fungi, Glomeromycota, Glomeromycetes, Diversisporales, Gigasporaceae.
AUGAUAUCUGAUAGUGUAUUUGAUGAUAUUUAUAAAACUGAUAUAUAUCUUUAUAUACCAAAAAAAAAUUUUAAUACUCUUCGUCUUGUUGAUAAAAAUUUUAAAGAAGAAUUUGAAAGAUAUUUUAUUAAACAAUUUGAAAUAGAAUUUGAUUGUAAUAUUAAAUAUGAUGUUAUAUUUUUAUUAUCGUUUUUUGAAUAUUUAAAUAUAGAUAUUUAUAAUUUUAAAAAUAUUAUCGAAUUUUUAAAUAAAAAAGAAAAUAAUAUAUUAAAUUUUUGGGAAAUUAUAAUUUUAAACAGUUGUUUAAUUGAUUCAAGUGAAUUUCCUAUUGUAGAUUUUUUAGUAAAUAUAUAUUGUUUUAAAUAUAUAAAACUUUUUAAACCUAAUAGGAUAAAUUAUAUGAAAGAUUGUAUUUGUUGGCAAAAAAAUAAUGAAAAUUCUGAUUAUCUUAGAUGUCGUAAUAUUGAUUUAAUUCAUGAUAUUGAUAAAAAUUAUUGGUAUUAUUGGUGUUCAAAUUGCUUAUUUUUUGAAAUUGUUUUCAAUCAUUACAAAUAUUAUAAUAAUUAA